This is a messenger RNA of Strongylocentrotus purpuratus (purple sea urchin), 1210 nucleotides long. RefSeq names its product disintegrin and metalloproteinase domain-containing protein 23. Gene Ontology annotation, biological process: proteolysis. The record is from RefSeq and is a predicted model, not a curated record. Lineage: Eukaryota; Metazoa; Echinodermata; Echinoidea; Camarodonta; Strongylocentrotidae. The coding region runs from base 149 to 1210 and encodes 353 amino acids. Gene Ontology annotation, molecular function: metalloendopeptidase activity. The transcript is spliced from 15 exons.
CCGAGAUCGUGACAAACCAGCGUGGCACCGGACAUCAAAGAUAAGGAGAAAGCGAGCGGAGAGAAUUGAACUGCCCCAACAAUACAUCAAAGCUGCCUUAGUUUUCGACGAAACCUUUCACGCGCCUUUUAGUCUUGAAGACGAAACAAUGCAAAGGUUUGCAGUUAAUCUCACCAAGGAGGUGGAUCAGACAUUCAGGCAGCUUAAUAUCAGGGUUCUAUCAGUUACCAUGGAAACAUGGACCUCGAAAGAGCACAUGAAUGUUUCAUCUCCGCAUCAUCUUCUAGAAAGGUUCCGCGACUACGGCACUUCCCUACCAAAAUAUCAUGAUAUUGCCUUUUUACUUGUGUUUAAUUCAUCCGAUAUGGCAAAAUCAAUGACAAGUUUUGAUUCAAUUUGCCACCGCAAUCCGCCGGCAGCCGGUGUUAUUUGGGUUUCAGAUAUUAAAAAGCCAUCGAGGAUCGCAACUUUGAUAUCAAGAGGAAUAGCAACAAGCCUAGGACUAUUAGAAGAAACAGAUGCCUGUCAGUGUGAAAACCAUAGUUGUCUCAUGAACGUGUCUACAAUUAGUGGAAAUCCCGGGUUCUCUGACUGUAGUGAUCAAACAUUCCAAGCUGCCUAUAAUAGAGGGAAAUUUUGGUGUCUUGACACUCCACCAAGAAAUAUCGAGCUGAUAGAAGCACCCCUGUGCGGCAAUGGAAUAGUCGAAACUGGAGAAGAAUGUGACUGUGGAAAUUAUACGGCAUGUUUGUCCUGCUGUCAAGCUUGUGUUCUAAUAGAAGGCGCUGAGUGUGCAGGAGGAAGCUGUUGCAAUAGACAAUGUAAGUUAUUAAUGGCUGGUUCCAUCUGUAGAGAACGCCAAGGAUCAUGCGACAUUCCAGAGUAUUGCUCGGGUACAUUCGGAAACUGCCCUAAAAACGUAGUGCUUCAUGAUGGAGCUCCUUGUAAGAAAAAGGGGAUGUGCAAUGCUGGAGUUUGUCAAACAAUGCAAGAUCAAUGCUCACAUCUAUGGGGUGAAGGUAGCAGGCUAGCUGGGGAUACAUGCUUACCCAACGUUACGGCAGAAAUGCUUGAAAGGACGCCUAAUUACAGGGAUACUAAAUGCGGGCUUCUCUCGUGUGACGUCACUGAUGUAGACAUGACGUCAUUACAAGCUCGUUCUCUCAUGGAGUUGGCAAGCUGGGCUACAAACAAUCUCCAAUGCAAGUAA